Molecule: messenger RNA, 3566 nt
Organism: Oryzias melastigma (Indian medaka)
Lineage: Eukaryota; Metazoa; Chordata; Actinopteri; Beloniformes; Adrianichthyidae
Gene: gfpt1
Product: glutamine--fructose-6-phosphate transaminase 1
Exons: 19
Coding region: 180-2228 (682 amino acids)
Biological process (GO): protein N-linked glycosylation; fructose 6-phosphate metabolic process; carbohydrate derivative biosynthetic process
Molecular function (GO): L-glutamine:D-fructose-6-phosphate transaminase (isomerizing) activity; carbohydrate derivative binding
Source: RefSeq, a predicted model, not a curated record
AUGCCACGUCAUUACUGUCUGCGUUGAUGCUGUUUCCUGACUGACAUCUCGCUCGACCAAUAAGAAGGCACUAUGGAGAAAGGCGAUUGGUUGUCAAUCGAAGAGGGGUGGGUCUAAGAGAUAGGCGUUCCCAGCAACCAAGGCGCCGAGUAGCUGUUACUGACAAGCAAGCUGAAGACAUGUGUGGAAUCUUUGCCUAUCUCAAUUACCAUGUGCCAAGGACACGGCGGGACAUCCUUGAGAUCCUCAUCAAGGGUCUCCGACGUCUGGAGUACAGAGGCUAUGACUCAGCUGGAGUGGGAAUUGAUGGAGGCAACAGUAAGGAGUGGGAGUCCAACGCCAAGUCCAUCCACUUGAUCAAGCAACGUGGAAAAGUGAAAGCUCUCGAUGAGGAGAUCCACAAACAGCAGGAUAUCGACCUGGAUGUGGAGUUUGAUGUUCACCUUGGCAUCGCUCACACUCGCUGGGCAACACACGGCGUGCCGAGCCCAGUGAACAGUCAUCCACAGAGAUCUGACAAGAACAACGAGUUCAUCGUCAUCCACAAUGGAAUCAUCACCAACUACAAAGACCUGAGGAAAUUCUUGGAGAGCAAAGGCUAUGAGUUUGAGUCAGAGACUGACACAGAGACCAUUGCCAAGCUGGCAAAGUACAUGUAUGACAACCGGGAGAGUGAUGACCUGAGUUUUGCCACAUUGGUUGAACGUGUUAUUCAGCAACUGGAGGGAGCGUUCGCCCUGGUGUUCAAGAGUGUUCAUUACCCCGGAGAGGCUGUUGGAACAAGGAGAGGAGGUCCUUUGCUCAUGGGCGUUCGCAGUGAUCAUAAGCUGUCCACGGAUCACAUCCCUGUGCUGUACCGCUCCUCUGGUAAAGACAAGAAGAGCUGCAGUUCCAUCCCCAGGACAGACCAGGACACCUGCCUGUUCCCUGUAGAUGAGAAGGCUGUGGAGUACUUCUUUGCCUCUGAUGCCAGUGCUGUGAUCGAGCAUACAAACCGCGUGAUCUUCCUCGAGGACGAUGACGUGGCUGCCGUGGUGGAGGGCCGCCUGUCCAUCCACAGGAUAAAGCGCAGCGCGGGAGACUACCCAGCCCGAGCAAUCCAGACCCUGCAGAUGGAGCUGCAGCAGAUCAUGAAGGGCAACUUCAGCUCCUUCAUGCAGAAAGAGAUCUUCGAGCAGCCAGAAUCUGUGGUGAACACCAUGAGAGGGAGAGUCAAUUUUGACAACAACACAGUGACAUUGGGUGGCCUGAAGGACCACAUCAAAGAAAUCCAAAGGUGUCGAAGGCUCAUUCUUAUUGCCUGUGGAACCAGCUAUCAUGCUGGUGUAGCGACCCGGCAGGUUUUGGAGGAGCUCACCGAGCUGCCGGUCAUGGUGGAGCUGGCCAGCGACUUCUUGGACAGGAACACGCCAGUCUUCCGAGAUGAUGUCUGCUUUUUUAUCAGCCAGUCAGGGGAGACUGCAGACAGCCUCAUGGCCCUGCGCUACUGUAAGGAGAGGAGUGCUCUGACGGUGGGCAUCACCAACACAGUGGGCAGCUCCAUCUCCAGGGAGACGGACUGUGGAGUCCACAUUAAUGCCGGACCAGAGAUUGGAGUUGCCAGCACCAAGGCUUACACCAGUCAGUUUGUGGCCCUCAUCAUGUUCGCUCUGCUGAUGUGUGAUGACAGGAUCUCCAUGCAGCCCAGACGCCGAGAGAUCAUCCAGGGCCUGAGAGUGCUUCCAGAUCUGAUUAAAGAAGUCCUCAGCUUGGAUGAUGAAAUUCAGAAGUUGGCAGAAGAGCUGUACAAGAACAAGAGCGUACUGAUCAUGGGCAGAGGCUACCAUUAUGCAACAUGCUUGGAAGGAGCUUUGAAAAUCAAGGAAAUCACAUACAUGCACUCUGAGGGAAUCCUGGCUGGAGAGCUGAAACAUGGCCCACUCGCUCUGGUGGAUAAGCUAAUGCCAGUCAUCAUGAUCAUCAUGAGAGACCACACCUACACCAAGUGUCAAAAUGCCCUGCAGCAAGUGGUUGCUCGUCAGGGGCGUCCCAUCGUCAUCUGCGACAAAGACGACCAGGAGACCAUCAGAAACUCCUGCCGCUCCAUCAAAGUACCUCACUGCGUGGACUGCCUGCAGGGCAUCCUGAGCGUCAUCCCCCUGCAGCUGUUGUCCUUCCACCUGGCUGUCCUCAGAGGAUACGACGUGGAUUGUCCAAGAAACCUGGCCAAGUCUGUGACUGUGGAGUAAACCGUUAGCACCGCACGUUUAAACACUGAUAUCAGAGGAGCGUCUGGUAGAGGGAACAACAUGGAUGUUUCCUUUUUAAUGCAACCUUUUAGCAAUGAUCUGUUAAAAUCUACAUCUCAUAUUUUUUUGUUUUUUUCCAGAAUUCUUUAGAGUGAUUAUUUUUGUUGAUAUCUUUGGUAGCAGGGAGUGGCUGGCAUUUUCAUUCUAUAUUUUUUUAUUUCUUUUUGUACUCUGUUCUGUUGCUUAUCUUUCUGCUUAAAAACCCAUAAGCAAGCCUUUCAUGUUUAUUUAUGUUAAUUGGUAUUUAUUGGAGCUUUUGUUAAAUUUGCUGACUAAGAGAAGUUGGUACCUCAGCAGCUUUUCUUUGCGUGCAAUAACAGGUUACUUGGAAUAUUUUUUUUUGCUUUGGCAGCUAAUCAUUUACAGUUGAAGUAAAACCAAUCUUGAAUCAUUCCAAAGUUACAGCCCAGUUUGAUUUCUCCUGAGGAAAUUAGACUUAAUUGCAGAGAAGGAUCCUUAGAGAACAGCUGUGGAAAGAAAAAGAUCCUGGAAAUUUUCUCCCUGUAAAAACGCACUUCUGCAAUCAUUUCUGCAUCUGAUGGGUUUUCGUGUCAUAUUCUUAUCUUGAUCUUGCCUUUUUAUUUCUUUGAAAAGAUUGUUACUUUUUUAAGUCUCUAAAAUCUAAUGUAAUCCAAAUAAGGAAGAAGUUACUGACAUGAAGUGGAAGUUGCACUUGUUUUUUUUUCUGCUCGCCGCCACAACUGCUGCCAUUGCUGGGACCAUUUGUAAUCUGUUUAGUUCUUUUGUCUUUUUCUUUAAAAAAAAAAUCAUCUUUACUUUAUUUUAUAGACAUGCUUAAAGUUUCUUUUAAAGUGAAUGUUACUGUCAUUUAACUUGUCAAACCAAAAAUCUUUGAUGUCUUUGGCGGUUGUAAACUCCGACGUGUUUUUGUAGCCAGACUUUGCUGCUGCUCUUAGAUUGAGAAAUGAAGACUAUUUAGGACCCAAAGGGGCAAAUAUCGCUACACUGUUGCUCAACCCAUGUCACAAUGUUUAUUUUUUACUGAAAAUCUAACGGGUGUGUCGGUACGUAUUGUGCGUCUGAAACAAUGAAGUAGGAGCUGUGUAAACACCUUUGCAAUCAAGCCUUAAUUUUAAUUCUUGCGUUAAUUUAACAUUAAACUUCUUUUGGAAACUGAACUAUGAUGUUAUAGGUAUGUUUUUGUUUUUUAAUCCCACCCUCCUUUCCUUUUCCAAUGGAUGCGUUGGCUUAAGCGUUUCACACCAUUUAAUGAGAAUGUUGGGUUAGUGGAAAUUAUGCAAUAAAUUUUAAAAUUCA